GACGCCGAAAGAGGAAGCAGUGUUUCUCGCAGCCUCUCAGCAGCUUCCUCGCUCCUCACCCACGCGCGACCAUACCACGAACACUCGUCCGAAACCCCAGCAAGCGCGGACUUUUCGAGCCCACCUGUGACCGUCCUCUCUCUCUUUCCUUAUAUCGGUUUUAUUUGUUUGUUUGUUAUUUUUGGCGCCAACUUGGCAGUGGGAAGUUGAGGCGCAGGUGUGGCGAGCAUGGCUGACUGCGCGGCGAGCAACAGUGACGGCGAGGAUGGCCCCCGGGAGCCCAUGCGGGGCUUCGCCCGCCAAGGGGCCCUCCGGCAGAAGAAUGUCCACGAGGUGAAGGACCACAAGUUUACGGCGCGCUUCUUCAAGCAGCCCACCUUCUGCAGCCACUGCACAGACUUCAUCUGGGGCUUCGGCAAGCAGGGAUUCCAGUGUCAAGUCUGCUGUUUUGUGGUGCACAAACGCUGCCAUGAGUUUGUCACCUUCUCCUGCCCGGGAGCUGACAAAGGACCAGCCUCAGAUGAUCCGCGGUCCAAGCACAAGUUCAAGAUCCACACCUACUCCAGUCCCACCUUCUGUGACCACUGUGGCUCUCUGCUGUACGGCUUGAUCCACCAGGGCAUGAGAUGUGAUCACUGCAUGAUGAACAUUCAUAAACGAUGUGUGGCUAACGUGCCUAGCCUGUGUGGGACAGACCACACUGAGAGGAGAGGUCGCAUCUUCAUCACUGCUGAGAUCAAGACCAACGUGCUCACUGUCACCAUUAAAGAGGCCAGGAACCUGGUCCCCAUGGACCCCAACGGCCUGUCGGACCCCUAUGUCAAGCUGAAACUGAUCCCAGACCCUCGCAGUGAAAGUAAACAGAAGACCAAGACCAUCAAAUGCUGCCUCAACCCCGUCUGGAAUGAGACCUUUAAAUUCCACCUGAAGGAGUGCGACAAGGACCGCCGUCUGUCCGUGGAGGCGUGGGACUGGGACCUGACCAGCCGCAACGACUUCAUGGGAUCGCUGUCCUUUGGCAUCUCGGAGCUGCAGAAGCAGGGCGUGGACGGAUGGUUCAAGAUGCUGUCGCAGGAAGAAGGCGAGUACUUCAACGUUCCUGUUCCUCCUGAGGGGGAGGAGGGCGACGAAGAGCUGCGGCAGAAGUUUGAGAGAGCCAAGAUCGGGCCGAGCAAGAACACUGAAGGGAAAUCGGCCAACGCGGCUCGCUUCGACUCCAACGGUAACCAAGACCGCAUGAAACUGUCCGACUUCAACUUCCUGAUGGUGCUGGGGAAAGGCAGCUUUGGGAAGGUGAUGCUGGCAGAGCGUAAAGGAACGGAGGAUUUGUACGCCGUGAAGAUCCUGAAGAAGGAUGUGGUGAUCCAGGACGACGAUGUGGAAUGUACCAUGGUGGAGAAGAGGGUCUUGGCGCUCUCCGGGAAACCUCCCUUCCUGACUCAGCUGCACUCCACCUUCCAGACCAUGGACCGCCUAUACUUCGUCAUGGAGUACAUCAACGGUGGUGAUCUCAUGUAUCAGAUCCAGCAGGUGGGCAAGUUCAAGGAGCCUCACGCAGUCUUCUACGCCGCAGAGAUUGCCAUCGGGUUGUUCUUCCUGCAUGUAAAGGGCAUCAUCUACAGAGACCUGAAGCUGGACAACGUGAUGCUGGACUGCGAGGGACACAUCAAGAUAGCGGACUUUGGAAUGUGUAAAGAGAACAUGAGCGAUGGAGUCACCACCAAGACCUUCUGUGGAACACCUGACUACAUCGCUCCAGAAAUCAUUGCUUACCAGCCUUAUGGGAAGUCUGUGGACUGGUGGGCCUUUGGAGUACUGCUCUAUGAAAUGCUGGCUGGACAGCCUCCAUUCGACGGUGAGGACGAGGAUGAGUUAUUCCAGUCCAUCAUGGAGCAUCAUGUCUCCUACCCCAAGUCCAUGUCCAAGGAGGCCGUGGCCAUCUGCAAAGGGUUGAUGACCAAGCAUCCUGCCAAGCGACUGGGCUGCGGUCCCGAGGGCGAGCGAGACAUCCGGGACCACAGCUUCUUCCGCUACAUGGACUGGGAGAAGGUGGAGAACAAGGAGGUGCAGCCGCCAUUCAAACCCAAAGCUAAGAGCCGGCGUGACACGUGCAACUUCGACAAAGAGUUCACCAAGAUGGCGGUGGACCUGACGCCGACGGACAAGCUGGUCAUCAUGAACCUGGACCAGGACGACUUCCUGGGCUUCUCCUACACCAACCCUGAGUACGUGGCUCCUGGCAACUGAGAACGCAGGUGAAGAGGUGACGCUUCAUGUUGAAAAUGAAAAUGGUAUCAUGAAGAUGCACAAUACACGAUACCAAAGACUUUCCAAGUAUUGUGUCCAAUGACUGAAUGUACUUUAACAGGAAGGAAAUAACGUUCAUGUCCGCACUAUAUUGUAAUGAGAUCACAUUCUUUAUGGCACUGCUCAGCUGUCAAUCAUUUUGUUGUUUCAACUAGCAACCUUUUCUCAUUUUACUCUUUUUAAUUUCCUCGUUUUUAACUCUAUGGACCUCAAAUGAUCACAUGUUACUUUAUUGAUACUUAUUAUUAUUGUUAUUAUUAGGGGUGUACCGAUCUAAUAUGGAUAUUGAUCUAAGUAUGGGACGAUAUUGACUUAAAUUGCAUGUAAAAUCUGUGAUAUCAUGUGCGAUACAAGCAGUCUUGCAGAGUGUUUACUUGUGUGUGAUAUCAUAUGUGACACAAGCAUUCCUGCAGCUUGUUUACUUGUGUGUGAUGUCAUGUGCGAUACGAGCAGUCUUGCUGAGUGUUUAUUUGUGUGUGAUAUCAUGUGUGAUAGAAGCAGUCAUGCAGGUUGUUUAUUUUUGUGUGCGAUCCAAGCAGUCUUGCAACGUGUUUACUUGUGUGUGAUAUCAUGUGCAACACAAGCAGUCCUGCAGCAUGUUUACUUGUGUGUGAUAUCAUGUGUGACACAAGCAUUCCUGCAGCUUGUUUACUUGUGUGUGAUAUCAUGUGCAACACAAGCAGUCCUGCAGCAUGUUUACUUGUGUGUGAUAUCAUGUGUGACACAAGCAUUCCUGCAGCUUGUUUACUUGUGUGUGAUAUCAUGUGUGACACAAGCAUUCCUGCAGCUUGUUUACUUGUGUGUGAUGUCAUGUGCGAUACGAGCAGUCUUGCAACGUGUUUACUUGUGUGUGAUAUCAUGUGCAACACAAGCAGUCCUGCAGCAUGUUUACUUGUGUGUGAUAUCAUGUGUGACACAAGCAUUCCCGCAGCUUGUUUACUUGUGUGUGAUGUCAUGUGCGAUACGAGCAGUCUUGCUGAGUGUUUACUUGUGUGUGAUAUCAUGUGUGAUAGAAGCAGUCCUGCAGGUCGUUUAUUUUUGCGUGCGAUACAAGCAGUCUUGCAACGUGUUUACUUAUGUGUGAUAUCAUGUGCAACACAAGCAGUCCUGCAGCAUGUUUACUUGUGUGUGAUAUCAUGUGUGACACAAGCAUUCCUGCAGCUUGUUUACUUGUGUGUGAUGUCAUGUGCGAUACGAGCAGUCCGGCCGGCAGCGUGUUUACGUCUACGUGAUAUCAUGUGCAAUACAAGCAGUCCUGCAGCGUGUUUACUUGUGUGUGAUGUCAUGUGCGAUACAGGCAGUCUUGCAGAGUGUUUACUUGUGUGUGAUAUCAUGUGUGAUAGAAGCAGUCCUGCAGGUCGUUUAUUUGUGCGUGCGAUACAAGCAGUCUUGCAACGUGUUCACUUGUGUGUGAUAUCAUGUGCAACACAAGCAGUCCUGCAGCAUGUUUACUUGUGUGUGAUAUCAUGUGCUAUACAAGGAGUCCUGCAGUUUGUUUACUUGUGUGUGAUGUUAUGUGCGAUACAAGCAGUCUGGCAGAGUGUUUACCUGUGUGUGAUAUCAUGUGCGAUACAAGCAGUCCUGCAGCAUGUUUUCUACUGAUACAAGCACUCCUGCAGCCUGUUUAUUUGUUUGUGAUAUCAUGUGUGAUACAAGCAGUCCAGCGUUUUUUUCUUGUGUGUGAUGUCAUGUGCGUCACAAGCAGUCAUCGAAUGUGUUUACUUAUGUGUGAUAUCAUAUGCGAUAGAAGCAGUCCUGCAGAGUGUUUACUUGAGCAAAGUUAAACAGCCAGUUAACAUCUAAAUGUACUCCAAGAAGCACAAAAUUCCUUGUUUUUUGCUAUAGUAAUUUAAAAAAUGUAACUAUGGCAGCUACACAACACCUAACAAGUUCAAACAAGUAUGAAAUAAUUAUAGUUGCAUACUAAAAACACAUACAUAAACUCCAAGACAGAAGUCUAUUAGAAAGAAUCCAGUAACAAACGUGUCCGCAUCAUAUAACUUUCUCUGUCGUGAAAAACAAUUACCAUUCCACUUCAACUUAAAGACAGCAUAAAUCCAUUCCAGACGUUGAUAAUAACUUCAUGAUGUAUUGUGGCGAUUAGGUGUAGUACAAAAACAAAAAUAAAAAAUUCCCACUCCACUUUAAUUAAAAGUCGGCAUCACUCUGUCAUAAGUAGGGAUGGCUACCUGAUCUGGUAGUAAUCCUGCCGGUCCUACCGGGCACCGAUUUGCGUAAAAUCCAACGGUCCCUUUUUACGGUACCUGGGCUGCAUUUGACAUCACGCCUGGUUGGCAAACUCUUCCGCACUUGGCGAUCACUCCAGCAGCACUGAGAGCAGACUACGCCAAACUACCUCUAGGUAAUGCUGACUUGUUCAAUGCCAACAAAGAAAUUGAGUCAAACAACGCUCUAAUAAUGUAAGGCUCCACGUUUCCGAAUAUGUGCUAGCCUGAUGCUAAUAUGCAUUGUCUUUGCUAUGACAUGCUACUGAUUAGCAUUAACAAUUUUACAUGGCGAUUUCAAAACCUCCAAAUUUGUUAAUGGGAACUAUCAAACAGCUGUUGCGUAAUAAGUACAAUACUUACAGUAUUGACGUUUUUAGAGCGCAAUAAAAAACGAGAAAAACGCACUUCUAAUCCCAAUUUAGUGUCUAACUUGCAAAUGAGACCAAGACAAGUGAUAAUAAAACAAGAUAAUACAACAAAUGUGAUUUUAUUAUUAAAACCAGGUGAUAUGCAAUAAAACAUACAAAAGUACCAAAAAUCGGUACCGUUGAGUAUUGGUAUCAACUCCAAGGUAUUGGUACCGUAUAGGUUCAGAUGUGAACGGUACUCCUCCCUAGCCACAAGGUUUAGUGUGCUCCAUUCCCAUUUAAUUUGAUCAAACCUCUUCCAGAAUUUCAGAAUAAAAGCAUGUAUGAUUGCUGCUGAUAUCAUAUUGAAUCAAUAUCGCUCAUGAUAACCUAAAAACUGUAACGGUUCCACCACAACAGUUUGGGACAAGGUGGGGGGUGGGGGGGUUAUGAAUCAUAAUUCCUUAAUAACUUAAUUGCCAAAGUUAGACCAAAAUUAUUUAUGACACAAAUUGUUGCAUAAACAGUACAUACAAACCACAAAACAGUAAUAAUAUAAAAACUGUAAUAAACAAAAAAAUGUUGCCUCGCUCAUUAUGGAGGACCUAACGCCUGAUGAGCAAACUUCUUCAGGAACCUUUUCCUCCCACUCGUUUCAUUAUUUCCAUGCGUAGUCCCCACUUGGGCCGUGGCCCCGCUGGAGAGCAUCAAAUGGCGCCGUGUCAAAAGGUGGCGGCGGACACCAGCUGGCAAUGACAUCACAUUAAGUAUAUGCGCAUAUUGCAACGCAUUAACUAUAUGUGCAUAUUGAACACAUUAAGUAUAUGCACAUAUUUAGCACAUUAACUAUCUGCACAUAUUGAACACAUUAUAUCUGCACAUAUUGAACACAUUAUAAAUAUCUGCGCAAAUUGAACACAUUAUACCUGCACAAAUUGAACACAUUAAAUAUCUGCGCAUAUUGAACACAUUACACCUGCACAUAUUGAACACAUUAAAUAUAUGCACAUAUUGAACACAUUAAGUAUGUGUGCAUAUUGAACACCUUAUUAUAUCUGCACAUAUUGAACACGUUAAUUAUCUGCACACAUUGAACACAUUAUUAUAUCUGCACAUAUUGAACACAUUAAAUAUCUGCACAUAUUGAACACAUUAAAUAUCUGCACGUAUUGAACGCAUUAAGUAUAUGUGGAUAUUGAACAUGUUAUUAUAUCUGCAAAUAUUGAACACAUUAGGUAUAUGUGCAUAUUGAACACGUUAUUAUAUCUGCACAUAUUGAACAUAUCAAAUAUCUGCACAUAUUUAACACAUUGAGUAUAUGCACGGAUUGAACACAUUAAAUAUAUGUGCAUAUUGAACACAUUAAGGAUAUGUGCAUAUUGAACACAAUAUUAUAUCUGCACAUAUGGAACACAUUAAAUACCUGCACAUAUUGAACACAUUAAACAUAUGCGGAUAUUGAACACAUUAGGUACAUGUGCAUAUUGAACACAUUAUAUCUGCACACAUUGAGCAUAUUAAAUAUAUGCGCAUAUUGAACACAUUAUAUCUGCACAUAUUGAACACAUUGAGUAUAUGCACGGAUUGAACACAUUAAAUAUAUGUGCAUAUUGAACACAAUAUUAUAUCUGCACGUAUGGAACACAUUAAAUACCGGCAUAUAUUGAACACAUUAAACAUACGCGGUUAUUGAACACAUUAGGUACAUGUGCAUAUUGAACACAUUAUAUCUGCACAUAUUGAACACGUUGAGUACAUGUGCAUAUUGUACACAUUAUAUCUGCACAUAUUGAAUACAUUAAAUAUAUGCACAUAUUGAACACAUUAAGUAUAUGUACAUAUUGAACACAUUAUAUCUGCACUUAUUGAACACAUUAAGUACAUGUGCAUAUUGAACACAUUAUAUCUGCACAUAUUGAACACGUUGAGUACAUGUGCAUAUUGUACACAUUAUAUCUGCACAUAUUGAAUACAUUAAAUAUAUGCACAUAUUGAACACAUUAAGUAUAUGUACACAUUGAACACAUAUCUGCACAUAUUGAACACAUUAAGUACAUGUGCAUAUUGAACACACUAUAUCUGCGCAUAUUGAACACAUUAAAUACAGUAUAUGAGCAUUAUUGAACAAAUUAAGUGUAUGUGCAUAUUGAACACCUUAUUAUAUCUGCACAUAUUGAACACGUUAAAUAUCUGCACAUAUUGAACACAUUAAGUGUAUGCGCAUAUUGAACACCUUAAGUUUAUGUGCAUAUCGAACACAUUAUAUCUGCACAUAUUGAGCAUAUUAAAUAUAUGCGCAUAUUGAACACAUUAAGUAUAUGUACAUAUUGGACACAUUAUAUAUGCACAGAUUGAACACAUUAAAUAUAUGUGCAUAUUGAACAUAUUAAGGAUAUGUGCAUAUUGAACACAAUAUUAUAUCUGCACAUAUGGAACACAUUAAAUACCUGCACAUAUUGAACACAUUAAACAUAUGCGGAUAUUGAACACAUUAGGUACAUAUGCAUAUUGAACACAUUAUAUCUGCACAUAUUGAACAUAUUAAAUGUAUGCGCAUAUUGAACACAUUAAGUAUAUGUACACAUUGAACACAUUAUAUCUGCACAUAUUGAACACAUUAAGUACAUGUGCAUAUUGAACACAUUAUAUCUGCACAUAUUGAACACAUUAAGUACAUGUGCAUAUUGAACACAUUAUAUCUGCACAUAUUGAAUACAUUAAAUAUAUGCGCAUAUUGAACACAUUAAGUAUAUGUACACGUUGAACACAUUAUAUCUGCACAUAUUGAACACAUUAAGUACAUGUGCAUAUUGAACACAUUAUAUCUGCGCAUAUUGAACACAUUAUAUCUCUACAUAUUGAACACAUUAAAUACAGUAUAUGCGCACAUUGAACACAUUAAGUGUAUGUGCAUAUUGAACACCUUAUUAUAUCUGCACAUAUUGAACACAUUAAAUAUCUGCACAUAAUUAAAACAUUAAGUAUAUGUGCAUAUUGAACACCUUAAGUUUAUGUGCAUAUCGAACACAUUAUAUCUGCACAUAUUGAGCAUAUUAAAUAUAUGCGCAUAUUGAACACAUUAAGUAUAUGUACAUAUUGAACACAUUAUAUCUGCACAUAUUGAACACAUUGAGUAUAUGCACAGAUUGAACACAUUAAAUAUGUUGGCAUAUUGAACAUAUUAAGGAUAUGUUCAUAUUGAACACAAUAUUAUAUCUGCACAUAUGGAACACAUUAAAUACCUGCACAUAUUGAACACAUUAAACAUUUGCGGAUAUUGAACACAUUAGGUACAUAUGCAUAUUGAACACAUUAAAUCUGCACAUAUUGAACAUAUUAAAUAUAUGCGCAUAUUGAACACAUUAAGUACAUGUGCAUAUUGAACACAUUAUAUCUGCACAUAUUGAACACAUUAAAUAUAUGCGCAUAUUGAACACAUUAAGUAUAUGUACACGUUGAACACAUUAUAUCUGCACAUAUUGAACACAUUAAGUACAUGUGCAUAUUGAACACAUUAUAUCUGCACAUAUUGAACACAUUAAGUACAUGUGCAUAUUGAACACAUUAUAUCUGCACAUAUUGAACACAUUAAAUACAGUAUAUGCGCAUAUUGAACACAUUAAGUAUAUGUGCAUAUUGAACACCUUAUUAUAUCUGCACAUAUUGAACACAUUAAAUAUCUGCACAUAUUGAACACAUUAAGUAUAUGUGCAUAUUGAACACGUUAUUAUUUCUGCACAUAUUGAACACAUCAAAUAUCUGCACAUAUUGAACACAUUAAGUGUAUGCGCAUAUUGAACACCUUAAUAUAUGUGCAUAUUGAACACAUUAUUAUAUCUGCACAUGUUGAACACAUUAAAUAUAUGCGCAUAUUGAACUAAUGAAAUAUGUGCACAUGUUGACUAAGAUGCAAAAAUCAAGGCUGACUUGGAUAAGCAAUUAUUUGAAAUUCAGCAAAUCUGCCCUCCAGCUUCCAAGUACGUUAAUGCCAGCACUCUACUGUACUUUACUGUACUCUACUGUACUCUUGUUUACACUCUGACAUACAUAAUGCAGCGGGCAGCAUUCAAGUGCAAUGAUUAAGUGAAGCGUAACAAGACACGGUUGUCUCCUGGAGCCAAACAGUAGUUCUCAUAAUCCACCAGUCCUCAACUCUCCUAAAGCAGACUUUCAAUACACAUUUGAUAAAUACUACACACAACAUGUAUUAUAUGUGGUUUGGUACACAUCAGGGGGGUCCACGCUUGCGCUAUAUAUAUAUAUAGAAUAAGCGGUAGAAAAUGGAUGGAUAUAUAUAUAUAUAUAUAUCUAUAUAUAUAUAUAUAUAUACAUAUAUAUAUACAUACAUAUAUACAUAUACACACAUAUAACCUCUACAUAUGUAUCUGUGUAUAUGUAUUUAUAUAUAUGUAUACAUGCACACUCCCGUAACCUAAUGACAUAUAGUGUAAAAUACAGUUUUUCUUUCCAGCCACACAGCAGGGCGUUGGUUGUGACAUAACAACAAUCAUUUGUACAAAAAUAAAGAAUGUAGGUUUUACAAUGUUGUCAGGAAAUGAUCAGAAAUACUUCAGUUUGCAAUGAUUCAAACAAACUAAAACAGAAUGGACGACAACACAAUUUUUCAACUGCUUCAACUUCAAAACCCCCGAGACUGCUACAAUAUGGAGUAUAAUCAAUAAAACAUUGAAUAUUAAGGUAUGAACAGUAAAUAUUAGGAGUAUAAACAUUAAAACAUUAAAUAUUAAGAGUAUGAACAAUAAUACAUUAAAUAUUAAGAGUUAGAAAAAUAACACAUUCAAUAUUAAGAGUAUGAACAAUGAAGCAUUAAAUAUUAAGAGUAUGAACAUUACAUUUUAAAAGUAUAAACAUUAAAUAUUAAAACUAUGAACAAUGAAACAUUAAAUAUUAAGAGUAUAAGCAAUAAAACAUUAAAUAGUAAGAGCAUGGAAAAUAAAACAUUAAAUAUUAAGUGUUUGAUCAAUAUAUAUUAAGAGUAUGAACAAUAAAACAUAAAAUAUUAAGAUUAUGAAAAAUAAAACGUUAAAUAGUAAGAGUCUAAACAAAAAAAAUCUAUAUUAGGAGUAUGAACAAUAAAUAUUGAGAAUAUAAACAAUAAAACAUUAAAUAUUAAGAAUAUGAACAAAAAAUUUGAGUAUGAACAAUAAAACAUAAAAUAUUAACAGUAUGAACAAUAAAUAUUAAGAGUAUGAAUGAUUAAACAUCAAAUAAAAGUAUGAACAAUAAAUAUUAAGAGUUUAAACGAUAAAGCAUCAAAUAGCGCCCCCCGCGACCCCGAAAGGGAAUAAGCGGUAGAAAAUGGAUGGAUAUUUUAAUAUUAUAUAGUAUUAAUAGUAUGAACAAUAAAACGUUAAAUAGUAAGAGUAUAAACAAUAAAACAUUCAAUAUUAAGAGAAUGAACAAUAAAUAUUGAGAGUAUAAACAAUUAAACAUUAAAUAUUAAGAGUAUGAACAAUAAAACAUAAAAUAUUAACAGUAUGAACAAUAAAUAUUAAGAGUAUGAACGAUAAAACAUCAAAUAAGAGUAUGAACAGUAAAUAUUAAGAAUAUGAACGAUAAAACAUCAAAUAAGAGUAUGAACAAUAAAUAUUAAGAAUGUUAACGAUAAAACAUGAAAUAAAAAGAGUAUGAACAAAAACAUUAAAUAUUAAGUGUAGGAACAAUAAAACAUUAAAUAUUAAGAUUACUAAUGAUAAAAUAUCAAAAAUUAAGAGUAUGAAUGAUAAAACAUCAAAUAAUAAGACUAUGAACAAUAAAAUAUUAAUUAUUAGGAGUAUGUGAACGUUUGACUCCUACUUUGUUUACUUCCGUGACAACCACCUUAAAGUUUUGUAAUCCAUCAGAAUAUAUAUGAAGCAGCUGAGAGUAAGUGUUUUGCAUAUUACCCAUCAUGCAUUUUAGUGGAGGGGGUAUAAUUUUGAUUGAUGUAUGGUGGUUGGCCAUGCUUUAUACUGUUCACUAAGUUCAUGAGCAAGAGAUGUGUCGUGUGUGGACUGUUUGGGUUGCUUCUAGUGUAUUUGCACCCUGAGUGGGAAAGGUUGUUUGCUUUGGCUCGUACAAAUUGAUGCUGUCAAACUUCUGAAAAUAAUUCAUGGUCAUUGACGAUACUUCCUAAUAUCAACCAUAACUGUCUCAUGUCUAAGGUUUGAUUCAAGUGGGCCGAAUGUCUUAAUACAUCAAUGACGUCUCGUGGGCCAGACAGAAGACGCUGGUGGGCCCUAGUUUAGACAGCCUUGGUAUAAAAAUUACUCUACCGUCACAUUUUUAGCCCUUUUUUUUGAGUCUGUCGGUAAAAUGUUCAUUUGUGGAGGUUAACCUUUACUUUGCGAAUGAAACCACGCUCCACCCUCUCCAAAAGUAUCAUUAAAUUCAUUAUUUGUAAAUCUACAUUGUUAAAUAUAUAACUUGAAGACGAACAUUCCUGCUAUUUUUUUAAUCACGGACAAAAAUCCACUCCAGGGUUCCCCCGACAUGUAUUUCAUCACCACGGCAAAAUACAGCCGGCACACCUUAAGAAUGAGGCGUUUUCGUUUUUUUUUUUAUGUGAAAACUAAUUAAAGGCCGACUGAAACCCACUACUACCCACCACGUAGUCUGAUGGUUUAUAUAUCAAUGAUGAAAUAUUAACAUUGCAACACAUGCCAAUACGGCCUUUCUAGUUUACUAAAUUGCAAUUUUAAAUUUCCCGGGAGUUUCUUGUUGAAAAUGUCGCGGAAUGAUGACGUGUACGCAUGACGUCACGGACUGUCAGGAAAUAUGAGCGCUGCACACACACAGCUAAAAGUCGUCUGCUUUAACCGCAUAAUUACACAGUAUUUUGGAGAUCUGUGUUGCUGAAUCUUUUGCAAUUUGUUCAAUUAAUAUUGGAGAAGUCAAAAUAGAAAGAUGGAGUUGGGAAGCUUUAGCCUUUAGCCACACAAACACACAGUGAUUCCUUGUUUAAAACUCACAGAAGUGAAGCUUUACUAUGGAUCAGAGUGGUCAAGCGAACAUGGAUCCCGACCAAAUGUCAACCAGCAGUUUUCGGUGAGAAAGUUGUGGUAAAAAGUCGCCACUUACCGGAGAUCAGCUGAGCUUGAGCCGUACAUACAGCUGCCGUCGACUUCCAUCACACACUGGCCUCAAGACACCCGUGGAAACACCCUUCCGACUAUCAGGUACUAUUAAACUCUCUAAAACACUAGCAACACAAUAGAAAGAUAAGGGAUUUCCCAGAAUUAUCGUAGUAAAUGUGUCUAAAAACAUCUGAAUCCGUCCCAAUGCAAUCGCGUUUUUAAUUUUUUUUUUCUAGUCCGUCGCUAUCAAUAUCCUCAAACACAAAUCUUUCAUCCUUGCUCAAAUUAAUGGGGAAAUUGUCGUUUUCUCGGUCCGAAUAGCACUUUUUGUUGGAGGCUCCCAUUAAAAUCAAUGUGAGGAUGUGAGGAGCCAUCAACGGGUGACGUCAUCGUCUGCGACUUCCGGUAAAGGCAGGGCUUUUCUGUUAGCGACCAAAAGUUGCGAACUUUAUCGUGGAUGUUUUCUACUUUCAGCAAAAAUAUGGCAAUAUCGCAAAAUGAUCAAGUAUGACACAUAGAAUGGACCGGCUAUCCCCGUUUAAAUAAGAAAAUCUCAUUUCAGUAGGCCUUUAAAGUAAUAUAUAAUAUGAAUGUAUGACCUAUUGUUUGCAGACUAUUGACUAGUAAUGUAUUGAAAAUUUGACAAGUGGAGAAAAAAAAAGAAAAGACUUUGAUUACCGAAACUUGAUGUUGUAAAAUUGUAAAAUAUGCAAACAAUCUCGACUUUUAAGGAGAGCAAAUUCAGUUGGAGCAGCAACAUGACACAAGUAUGACGUCAGUACAGUCUCUAAUAACACCAGAAAAAAAUGCUAGAUUUUUUGCUAGUCCUUUUUUGUAAAGAAAAAGUCACCUAAAGAAUGGGAGAAGUCUCUAGAAAUUUUAACAAUUUUCGUCAAAGUAUAUGCUAGCGGGUUAGCAUUAGUCAGCGCCAAUUCACUCAAAUUCAACCAAUCCCUGCGUCCUCGCAAUGUUGUUUUUUUGCACACAAAACAUAAUUAUUGACCAAUCUAUUUCCUAAAAACUUGUUGAGUACAAAACAUCAAAUAAAUUCCAUCAAAUAAAUUCCAUUUAGUUGUUUUUUUAAGUAUACAAAUUGUGUUGAAAAGCCAAAACCAAUUCAGAUAGGGAGGGUCCUGGAAAUAGAAUUCUGCUUUUAAAAAAAAAAUGCCAAUUGAAUAAAUGACAGAGCACUCCAUAUGCAAUUUUACUACAAACGUAUUCCCAGCCCCCUCCUGCUCUGUCACUGAUGAAAAUAUACUAGAAUAACAACAAAUUCCCAGGAGAUCCGUACUUGUCAGAGAUGUUGUACUAAAUAAUCUUUAACAAUUUCCUUCCCAAGAAUUUGUUUUUGUAAAAAAAAAAAAUGCAUCAAAUUUAAUGGUUAAAAAAAAGUAUAAAAUGUUUUCCACAUAAUUAAAAAUAUGUUUAUCUCACAAGUCAGCAUUUUAAUCUUUGUAAUAAAAUUGUUGAUACAGCUCUCAUUAAAUUAAAAAAAUAAAUAAAUAAAUAUGUUUUGGGGAUUGUUUUGCCUUUAAAGUUACAGUGUUUUUCACACUGUUGAAUUACUGUAAAUUGUUUUUUUGUGUUUUUUUUUUUUUGCCCUAAAACUUACUGUUUUUUUUACGCUGUUUAAUUACUGUAAAUUGGCAAAAACUAGAUGGAUUAAAAAAUAUUUUUGACCUAAGAUUUAUGGUGUUUUUUACGCUGUUAAAUUACUGUAAAAUGGUUAAAAAAAAUAACAAUAUUUAAAAAAUGUUGCCCUAAAUUUAUGGUGUUUUUCACACUUUUGAAUUACUGUAGAUUGGAAAAAAACUUUAAAAAAUAAAAUAAAUUUGCCCUACAAUUUACGGUGUUUUUCACCCUGUUGAAAAAUUGAAAAAAACUACCAGUUAUUUCAACAGUUAAAAAAAAUCGGCCCUUUUUUUCAUCUCAUUCAUUGAGUUACCAGUGUUUGUUCACAAUAAGAUUCUGACUGAGCAGCCGUUUUUUUUUUUGCAAUGUACAUUGUGUUCCUAAUUAUGUUUUUGUUUUAUUUUUAAAUUACAUCUGAUUUUUUUUCUUCCUGAUUCAUAUUUUUGCUGAUUCAUUGAGCAUUUAAUAGACGCCGACUACUGUGUGCGGAUUGUACGUUAGCUUGGUUGUACAAGGGGACGUAUUUUAUGUCCUGCCUGUGUGACCAAGUACUGUAAUAUUUCAUCUCAUGUAUUACUGUAAUUAGUACUAAGAGUUCUACUAUGCAUGCAUGUGCUUUCAUAUUUUGUGUUUAUGAUCUGAGUGUAUCUGCGUGAAGUUUCUUUUGAUGCUAUGUGGAUUUAAAAAACAAAAAAGGGUAUGGUUAUUUGUGCUUGUAAUGUAAAUAUAUACAUAUAAAUAUAUAAAUAUUAUAGAGUACAUGGUGUGUGUGUGUGUGUGUAGUGUACAUAUAGUGUAAUACAGGGUAAGAGUCUUCCAUUAUGAUAGGAAAAUCUACACACUGAUGUUUUUGAAAAACCUGCAAUACAGAAUCGCUAUGAAUAUUAAUGACAAUUUAGCUAUUAAUUAUGUUACGUUCCUCCAUUUCUUUUAAUGUCCUCCCCUUUUUAUUCAUCUUGUAUCACAUUUGCUUCCUGCGGCUGCUUCUCCGACAGUGUCGCUCUCUCGCCGAUGAUCUUCUCCUCUGUCGCGUUCUCUUGUCCCCAAACGUGAACGCUCCCUAUCGGCCGCCAUCUUUUGCUUUUAAUCAGGUGGGGUGUUGCAAAAGGGAGAAGAAGAGCAAGAUGGCCUUUUAUGUGCGAUAGCAGACCCAAAAGAAAAUGUGAACUGUGCUGUUUAUGAUUGUAGAAUAAUAAAUUAUGUUGAAAAAUCAA
Messenger RNA from Nerophis ophidion (straightnose pipefish), 14804 nucleotides. It is a transcript of the gene prkcbb, whose product is annotated as protein kinase C, beta b. The record is from RefSeq and is a predicted model, not a curated record. Gene Ontology annotation, molecular function: diacylglycerol-dependent serine/threonine kinase activity; ATP binding; zinc ion binding. The coding region runs from base 229 to 2247 and encodes 672 amino acids. Gene Ontology annotation, biological process: protein phosphorylation. The transcript is spliced from 17 exons. NCBI's taxonomy places the organism in Eukaryota, Metazoa, Chordata, Actinopteri, Syngnathiformes, Syngnathidae.